Molecule: messenger RNA, 489 nt
Organism: Besnoitia besnoiti
Lineage: Eukaryota; Apicomplexa; Conoidasida; Eucoccidiorida; Sarcocystidae
Exons: 2
Coding region: 1-489 (162 amino acids)
Source: RefSeq, a predicted model, not a curated record
AUGUUUUCGCUCGGGGGCCAGAAGGCGGCGGCGUCUGGAGACGGGAAUUCGCCGUCGACGCCGGCAAAACAAGAGUCGGACGCUGCGAGCAAGGCGAAGAAGAACACCAAACUGGAAGUCGAUUCGCAGUCGUCGUGGCGGCGCUCUAUGCGCGUGACGUUUCAGCUGGCGAAAGUCGUUGUGCGACUGGGAAAAAAGUUCAGCGAGCCGCAGCAGUGCUGGAUUGCAGAGUCUGUCUACUCGUACAAACCCGCCGGCGCAGACACCUCGUGGACUCUGAUGCGCGAGUACUUCGGGACACUGCCUUUUGACGUCGACCUCCAGCCCCCCUCGGACUUCGGCAUCUACAACGACGAGGAAAAGACCAUCGAAUUCACGGAUCUUCACAACCGCACGCGCACAGUGCGGUGCAUCUACCCGCUUCGCCAAUGGAAAUACAAAGUUUUCAUCGCCUUCGAGAAACCGGCUAAACUCCAGUACCAGGCGUAG